UAGGUGGGGCAUUUCCAACAAGAUAACCAAAAGAAAGAAUAGUAGGAAAUCUUAAUCAAUUUAAUUCUACUAUUUUUAUACUAAUGAACUGCCUGGAAUGACAGAGCAGGAACUCAGCAGGAAAAGAACAAUAGCAUGUUUACACAGUACCGACAUUCCUAUAGGAGACAGGAAGAACCCAUACAGUGAGCCUGCAACAGACACUGCUGACUGCCUGACAUCUGGCGUCUGGAUUCUCCGCAAGUGCUGGACCAUCAUAUUCUGUUAUCUUCUGUCUUCUACAGUAAAGGAAUUGACAGUUUCUUUGAAAAAGUUAUGUGCGAGUGAUUUUAAUUAUGGUUAUAGCACCUCAGAAUAUGAAGUACCUCACAGUGAGAAUGAGAAGACAGGUCCUUAAUUUGGUUAAAGCUUUUGAAAUGGAGAUUAUACCUGCUAACAGAGUUGUUGUACAGAUUGGAGAAAUGCUCGUACUCACAUGCAAUACUACUGGCUGUGCAUCACCAAGUUUUUCAUGGAGAACUCAAAUGGACCACCCCCUUGGAGGAACAGUGAACAACUACAGGACGUACUCUACCUUGACUAUGAAUCCAGUUACUGUUGAGAAUUCUCAUGAUUAUCUGUGUACUGUCUUCUGCAGUGCAAAAGAGAAAAAGGAGAAGAGUAUCAAAGUUGAACUUUACUCUUUCCCCAGUGAUCCUGUCAUUGAAAUCAGCACAUCAGUAGUUGCUGGAGAACCAGCCACUGUCAUCUGUAAAAUUCCUGAUGUGUAUCCUUCUGAUCACCUGGAAGUACUCUUAAUGAAAGAGGGACAUACUCUUCAUGAGAAAAAUUUCUUUGAAGACGACAGCACAAAUACAGAAACAAAAACUGUGACAUACUCGUUUAACCCCACAGCUGAAGAUAUUGGGAAAGAGAUUACUUGCGUGGCCAAAUUACCAAUUGCUGACAUGGACUUUGAGCCCAAAGAAAGAGUUACUUCUCUGAAACUGAAUGCAAACUUUGGUCCACAAAAUACUAUCAUUACUGUAUCUCCAAGCAACUUGCCAGUGGAAGGCAACCCUCUAAAACUCACUUGUGUGACUGAGAGUAAUCCACCAGCACAAGUAGUUUGGAGAAAACAUCUGGCUGAUGGAAACACUGAGCAUUUUAUAGAAAACAAUGUCCUUUCUAUUCCUCAUGCUCGUUUCACUGACUCAGGACUGUACAUCUGUGAAGUAAUUAAUCUUGUAACUAAUAAAACAGAAAAAGCAACAGUCAACAUUGUGAUACAAGCGCCACCAAAAAAUACAACACUUUCAAUUUUCCCUUCAAGUGUGGUGAAGCAAGGAGAAAGUGUUACCAUCUCUUGCACAUCUGCAGAUGUUCCAGCUGUUCAGAUUACCCUGAGGAAGAAAAUAGGUGAUGUGAUCACAACCCUUGAAACAGAAGAUGGCAAAUACACCAUAGACAAGGCUCAGCUAAAGGAUGCAGGAAUAUAUGAAUGCAUAUCCAUUAACAAACUUGGAAAGCAGUCUCAGCACAUAGUACUUGAUGUCAAAGUUCCUCCUCAAAAUAUUACUGUAUUAGUAUACCCAUCAGAAAAUGUAAAAGAAGGAGAAAACAUCACUAUUACAUGUAGCACAUACAGUAACCCACCGUCACAGAUGGUCCUGAAAAAAGUUCACCAAGAGAGAGAAAUUAUUCUGCCAUCAGUGAAUGGAACCUUUACACUCUACAAUGUCACCAAAAAAGAUACAGGCAAAUAUUUGCUUGAUGUUUUCAAUGAGGUUGGAAACAAUAUCAAAGUGAUAGAGAUAGCUGUUGUAGGAAAAUUGGAAAAAGGAAAUCAAAUGAUGCCACUGAUUAUUGCAUUCUCUUGCACAACAGCAAUAGCGAUACCUGUGGUUGCGAUUUUGAUCUACGUGUCAAGAAAAGCAAAGAUAAAUGGAUCCUACAGUCUUGUCAAAGCACUGAGGCUGAAAGUGUGAUUGUGUGAAUAUGCAUCUACGUAGUUCAUAAUAAACAAUGUUAUUUAUUGUUGUGACUGGCUCUACUCCUCUACAUUUGAUAACAAACAAGUGACUUAAGAACACUAUCAUGUGAUAGUAAAUGGAAAUUUUUUCAAGUCUUGUUAAGUAUUUCAGUAUUUAAAUGAAAGGGAAGGCUAGCAUCCUGUCCUAGGAAUAGAUAAAACUUCCAUGUCGAAGCAGGCUGAACAGAGUUCCUUGGAGAACUAGGUUUGUACAUAGUGUAUAAAUUGUGUUAUAAAUAUGUUCAACUGAAUAUCAGUUUGUAAAAUUGCAGUCUCUGCAACUGUACAUAAUGUUGUUAAUUCAGAAAUACAGAUCAGCAUUACUUGAGCUGAUCAGAUGAUGAUAUUUUAUUUUGUAUUAUUCUACAGAGUGAAUGUUUUUAAUAUAAUCUUUCUGCUUGUGGUAAUGUUUGGAAAAUGUUCUCUUUUCACUUAUUUUGCCAUAAACUUUGUACCUCCAAAGAAGUUACACGAUCACUGGGCUGUACACUUCUAAUUAUUUUAAAUUAAUUUACGGUCUGAA
This is a messenger RNA of Oxyura jamaicensis (ruddy duck), 2534 nucleotides long. It is a transcript of the gene VCAM1, whose product is annotated as vascular cell adhesion molecule 1. The transcript has 10 exons. The record is from RefSeq and is a predicted model, not a curated record. Bases 336 to 1967 code for a protein of 543 amino acids. Gene Ontology annotation, biological process: cell-cell adhesion. Gene Ontology annotation, cellular component: membrane. Lineage: Eukaryota; Metazoa; Chordata; Aves; Anseriformes; Anatidae.